AACUCGUUCAUCCAUAUACCCAUUCCUUAUACACUAUACCCAUCCAUCAUGUCCAAGAUCUUCACCCAGGCCGACGUCUCGUCGCAUAGCAAACCAGACUCGCUCUGGAUUGUCAUUGAUGGCGAUGUCUACGAUGUCACCAAGUUUGCUGACGACCAUCCCGGCGGCAAGAAGAUCCUCCAGAGGGUUGGCGGCAAGGACGCCUCCAAGCAGUUCUGGAAGUACCAUAAUGAGGGCAUCCUCAAGAAGUACCAGGGCAAGCUCCAGAUCGGCUCCCUAGACAGCAAGCCCAAAGCCGCUGCUCCCGCUCCCGCUGCUGCUCCGGCCCCUGCUCCCAAGGCCGCCCCCAAGCCCAAGGCUUCUACCGCUUCCUCCUCUUCCCACGAGCAAUCCGAGGCUCUCGAGCCCUUCGGCCAGCUUAUCCCCUUUGCUGACCCCAGCUGGUACCAGAGCUACCACUCUCCUUACUACAACGAGACUCACGCCGCCCUCCGUGCGGAGAUCCGCGAGUGGGUCGAGACCGCCAUUGACCCCUAUGUCACCGAGUGGGAUGAGAAGAAGGAGGUUCCUGCUGAGAUCUACAAGGAGAUGGGCAAGCGCGGCUACCUCGCCGGUCUGCUGGGCACCAAGUACCAAAGCAACUAUGUCGAGAACCCCAUCAAGUCCGUCCCCGCCGAGAAGUGGGAUCUCUUCCACGAGAUGCUCGUAACCGACGAGCUCUCUCGCACCGGCUCCGGUGGUUUUGUCUGGAAUGUCAUUGGCGGCUUCGGCAUCGGCUGCCCUCCUCUCGUCAAGUUCGGCAAGAAACCCCUUGUCGACCGCAUUCUGCCUGGCAUCCUCAAUGGUGACAAGCGCAUCUGCCUUGCCAUUACCGAGCCCGACGCCGGUUCCGACGUCGCCAACCUCACCUGCGAGGCCAAGCUUACCGAGGAUGGCAAGCACUACAUUGUAAAUGGCGAGAAGAAGUGGAUCACCAACGGUAUCUGGUCCGACUACUUCACCACAGCCGUGCGCACUGGCGGCCCCGGCAUGAACGGCGUCUCUCUCCUGCUCAUUGAGCGCGACUUCCCCGGCGUGUCCACCCGCCGCAUGGACUGCCAGGGUGUCUGGUCCUCGGGCACCACCUACAUCACCUUUGAGGACGUCAAGGUCCCCGUCGAGAACCUGAUCGGCAAGGAGAACCAGGGCUUCCGCGUCAUCAUGACCAACUUCAACCACGAGCGCAUCGGCAUCAUCAUCCAGUGCCUGCGCUUCUCGCGUGUCUGCUACGAGGAGUCGGUCAAGUACGCCAACAAGCGCCGCACCUUUGGCAAGAAGCUGAUCGAGCACCCCGUCAUCCGCCUCAAGCUCGCUCACAUGGCCCGCCAAAUCGAGGCCUCGUACAACUGGCUCGAGAACCUCAUCUACCAGUGCGAGAAGAUGGGCGAUACCGAGGCCAUGCUCCGUCUUGGCGGCGCCAUCGCCUCCCUCAAGGCCCAGGCCACCGUCACCUUUGAGUUCUGUGCCCGCGAGGCCUCCCAGAUUUUCGGCGGUCUAUCCUACUCCCGCGGUGGCCAGGGCGGCAAGGUCGAGAGGCUGUACCGUGAUGUCAGGGCUUAUGCCAUCCCCGGUGGCUCGGAGGAGAUCAUGCUUGAUCUUAGCAUAAGGCAGAGCUUGCGCGUUUCCAAGAUGACUGGUAUGAAGCUUUAAAGAUGGGGAAAGGGGGGUGGGGAUCAUAUUUAUUGUGUGAUUUAUUGGAAAAAAGCAUAUUGGGGUUAACGGUUGCUUUGGCUUUGCUUUUUCCUCUUUCAUGGGUUUUCUCUUAUACUUUAUUAUACCUGUCCACACUGUACUCCUAUGCGGUAUGUUUACAGAUAGCUCGAGACACAGCUGCAUAAGUCUGCUUGCUUUUGAGCAAAUCGAAGUGGUAGCAUCGUUCGC
Molecule: messenger RNA, 1920 nt
Organism: Neurospora tetrasperma FGSC 2508
Lineage: Eukaryota; Fungi; Ascomycota; Sordariomycetes; Sordariales; Sordariaceae
Exons: 3
Coding region: 49-1689 (546 amino acids)
Molecular function (GO): flavin adenine dinucleotide binding; oxidoreductase activity, acting on the CH-CH group of donors
Source: RefSeq, a predicted model, not a curated record